GACUUUGUAUAGCUAUGGAGCAAGGAAGGUGUCUGUGUCAAAUAUUGGUCUUUUAGGUUGCUUGCCAGAAGAAAUGGAAGUGUUUGGAAGAAAUGCAUCUGGAUGUGUUGAUUUCAUAAAUAAUUAUGUGAAGCUGUUUAAUGACAAACUCAAGCUUCUUAUUGAUGAUUUGAACACUAAUCUUCCUAAUGCAAGGUUUAUUUACAUAAAUCAGACUAGCAUUUCAUCUGGGGGUCCCUCACCUGUUGGAUUUACAGUGGACUCAUCAUGCUGCAUAACAUCAGACACUAUAGCCAAAGGACAAUGUCGUAAAGGUGAAGUUCCAUGCAGUAACAGGAAUCAGUAUAUUUUCUUUGAUAAUUUUCACCCUGCAGAAAUUGCAAAUAUGGCCACUGCUAGAAGAUCAUUUACUGCUUUGCUACCGUCCGAUGCAUAUCCAAUGGAUAUUAGCCAAUUGGUGCAAACUUAAAAUUAAUCUAUGUGUUAAUUCCUCUACCACAAGACAUGUUGGUUACACAAAUAUAAAGAGCCAACUAGUAUUAAUGUGCUUGUUCUGCCCAUUUAACACACAGUAAAAUAAAAUUCAAUGAUAUACAAGUUUGUCUUUUGAAGCUAUAAUCACCAUUUACUAAAGCCAAUUCUUUUCAAUACCUUCGAAGAACUUAUUUAAGAUUUUAACUUGAUGAGUUAAGACUUUAAAGAUUAUUAUGAUUGAACUCAUCGCAUUAAAAUUAUGUAUUCUGUUAUAAAUAGAAUUCUAUUU
This is a messenger RNA of Nicotiana attenuata, 763 nucleotides long. RefSeq names its product GDSL esterase/lipase At1g29670-like. The coding region runs from base 74 to 469 and encodes 131 amino acids. Lineage: Eukaryota; Viridiplantae; Streptophyta; Magnoliopsida; Solanales; Solanaceae. The transcript is spliced from 2 exons. The record is from RefSeq and is a predicted model, not a curated record.